Molecule: messenger RNA, 1374 nt
Organism: Helianthus annuus (common sunflower)
Lineage: Eukaryota; Viridiplantae; Streptophyta; Magnoliopsida; Asterales; Asteraceae
Exons: 6
Coding region: 325-1239 (304 amino acids)
Source: RefSeq, a predicted model, not a curated record
CCUGCUAAGGGGUCACCGAACUGUGCCCCGCACACCCUAAUAUACCCGACCGACACCGACCAAAAUCCAAAAAACCCGGAACCGAAAAAUCCCGACUGCUUUCUCUUCAAAACUCGGUUGAAUGGGUACCCUGUUUUUGUUUAACCAUACCGAAACCUGGUCCUGUUGAUUCUGUUUCUAAGGAGAUGAAUCCCUUGCCCCCAAAUCGAUGAAUUCCAAUGGACUCCGUAAACGAGAGUUCUUCAGUCAAGUGAUGAAUAAGGGUAAGAAAUGCUUUGCAAAUUAUUUACCAAUUCUUUCUCCAGAUGAUGAAUUUUGCAACCAAUGCGAAGAUGGGCUGCCACUUACAUUACUUGCGGGAUUUCAGAUAUUUUCUCAUAUCGUUUUCUGAUAGCAAAAGGAGAAUACUUUGCUAGCAUGGGGCGCAGUGUCAAACUGACAAAAACCGAUUUGAAAAGAUCUCUAGCUGUGAACACAAUAAAAGGGGAGGCUCGAAGUAGUUUAUAUCACAAGUUUUAUUCAAGUUCACUUCAGAUAUCCGAUUUCAGUCAAAAAAAGCAGAAAAUGGCAGAGUUUUACGACUUGAACCCUGAACUACUGAGCUUCAUAAUAACUCUUUUGGCGACUUCAGCCAAUGGGGCUACUGAUCUUGCCCGGUUAAGUGCCACCUGUCACAAAAUUUUCUUCCUCUCUCGCAACCCAGAGAUCCUAAAGAACGUGAAUUUUCAGAGAAUAUCUGUCGAUGAUUAUGAAGAGCAUCAUGAUCUGAAUGACCUUCUUUGUUUAUGUGCACGGGCUGGAAAUCAAGCUGCCCAGUCCAUGCUGGGAAAGGCUCUACUUGAAAACGAUGCUUUUUUCUGGCUCAUGAUCUUGGAACAUGACGUACCGCUUCUUGCUCAAAAUGCAUUUGCUAAUGGGCUUCUACGCCAUCAGAAACUUGUGAGAAGGUUCAUUAGUGAUGCUAGGGGUGAAGAUAUAUCUAUAAUGCGUAUUCCGUUGCAGUGCUACUUGAUCGUAUGUUUAGGCUAUGAUAUAGCACAUUUCUCUGGAAUUCUCCUCGCUGUUGCCGACAUGUGUUCCUAUUAUUUGGAAAAACGUGUAAAUCCUGUACGUGAGGUACGUAGGUUACCGUUGCGUGGAGUUAAUAUAGCCUUGCCUAUACUCACACGACCAUCUGGUCGGGCCCAUCGUGCGCGAGUGCUUGAGUUAUACGAUGUUCUGUUCAACGAUCAUGAGUGAGAGUUUACGGCUUGAAUUGGUGGUAGAAAAAAAAAUAUAUAUAUAAAUAAAGUGUUGAAAUGCUUUCUGGAGUAUUCCUUAUUCAUACAUAAGCUUAUAACUUAUUGUGAAUUUGUUAUGUUGUUUACUUGUUUA